GAGAAAAUGGGGUGUAAGGUUAACGUAGAAACAUUUGUUGCUUAGUUGACUUCAUUAUUGGAGUAUCAAGUAAAAACAAAAACUGCUUCAUGAUACAGCCCGUUCACGCUUCUGCCGGUGCGGGCUGAGUUUUGCUCUAUCUAGUACCAGCUGAGCGAUUUCAGUUACAUGUGGCAGUUGGAUUUAGGACACAGUUCAAGAGGCUCCUUAGUCUGUGUACUUUUUAAACUGUCUUUAAUUGCAGGCUCGAGUAAUUGAUAAAGAAACUCAACAUUUCAAGGAGACAAAUAACCACAUGGGAUAAGCUAUCAUUGAAAUGAAAAGUGGAUUUCAAUGAAACGUAUCUUUCUUAAGUACAGGCUUUAUAAUCCCAAGUGUCUUACUUGUUAUUUUCAUUUUCACGUAUGUGCACUUUUAUGCACAAGUUUAAAACAGACCUUUAUAAAUCUUUUGUUUUUCUGCUCUUCAGAGCCAGCUGUGUCCUUCAGUUGAGAAUUACUCAUCACAAGGGGCCCCAUUUCAAAAGGUAUUUCAAAUGAAGUGCAGCCAGAUGGUCUUCAGGAGAUUGUGUUCUGCUUCUCUCACUUUAUUUACUCAUUGUUUUGUUACGUUCUUAGCACACCUGUCUAAAUUGAAGUGCGGUAUCAGUUGCAGUUACCUGCAAAGUUGGCUUAAGUCUGGAAAACAACUCAAGAAAGUGAUUCUGUAAGCAAUCGACCACAGAGGGAUGCUGCCCACCAAAAAGGGAGAAGUCUGAAUUUAAUGUUUCUACCAAAGCUGGUAGAAGGCUCCAUAAGAAAUGCAGUCAGUUGCAUCCUUCCCUGUCACAGAUAGGCAGGUGGGCCAGGGCCCUAUAGGAGGAGGGCUGUCACCAGCACUCUUGGCUGCCAGCAUUCUGUAGAUUAGCUGGCUCAGUUCUAGAAGAGGACUAAUCCUAGCCACAUGGUAUCUUCCACAGUCAGUCCAAACGGUGUCUGCUAAGGAGAAUUAUUCCUUUCAAGUGGGUACUAGCCUGUCUGUGACAGGGAAGGAUGAGAAUGCCUGAAUUUUUUCUAGAACUUUCUACCAGCUCUGGAAGAAAUAUUUGAAUAUUUGCAUAUUGAGAAAGACAGAAGUGGUAAGACACUCCUGAGCUUUAGGAAUAGAAGUAAAAAACCAGUGAAACUCAAGAAUUUUAUUAUUGGGGGCAAUGGAAAGAUUUAAGCCUAGAGAAGAUUAAUACAUUACAUUGUUUAUUAAAGGAGAUAGUCUCUUAUUACGUAGUUGCCUAAGCCAGGAGUUUUGUGUUUUCUCUGUAUUUUGCCACUGCCCUAGCCCAUUUUCCCACAGGCAGACUAGGCAGAAGGCUCUGAGGCAUAGAUUCCUAUCCAGGCCACGACUUAGCACACUUUAUCUCUUGCUCUCAGCCAACUGCAAACCAGCAGAACCUUCCUGCUCUCUCCCCCAUUCAGUGUGAGGUCACAUACAACUCAGUUUGAUGCUUAAGUUAUUCUCAUUACCCUAAGUUAACCAGAGCUCUCUAUUUUAAAGCUUCAACACAAAUUCAAGCUAAAGCAGCAAAUAAAGACUUAAUAGUUUUAUGAAAGUGGCAUUUGGACAUUUAAAUUCUCUUUCCACGUUAGCUUCCUCAAAAAGUGCAGAUUUAAACCUUAAAAAAUGUGCAUUGUAGGCUUUUCAGGUCUUCAGAUGCUUGUCUGGGUGUUCUGUCGAGCAGUUAUUCAGGCUUGUUCUAACGUGGCCUAUUUCCUCAGGACAGGACUCACUGAGCUGCCAGAGAACCAGUAGACCAGAGUGGAUUUCAUAUAAAGUGUGCAGAGGGAGGGCGAACAUCUGACCAUAUUUUUCAACCAGAUCAGAAGUGAACAGAGGAGAAUGCACAGUAACUGUCGGCAGAGGGGGAGGAACCAGAAUUCCCCCAGAGAAAUUCCUCCUCAGACAGACUUUCCGACAGGGUGUCCCAUGGAGAACGAGCCUGGAAUUGUGUCGCCGUUUAAACGAGUAUUCCUAAAAGGUGAAAAGAGUAGAGAUAAGAAAGCCCAUGAGAAGGUGACAGAGAGGCGCCCUCUGCACACUGUGGUGCUGUCCCUGCCCGAGCGCGUCGAGCCCGACAGACUGCUGAGCGACUAUAUCGAGAAGGAGGUGAAGUAUUUAGGUCAAUUAACGUCCAUACCAGGAUACCUGAAUCCUUCCAGUAGGACCGAAAUCCUGCAUUUCAUAGACAAUGCAAAGAGAGCCCACCAGCUCCCCGGACACCUGACCCAGGAGCAUGACGCUGUGAUCAGUCUGUCUGCCUACAACGUCAAGCUGGCCUGGAGGGACGGGGAGGACACCAUCCUCAGGGUCCCCAUCCAUGACAUUGCUGCCGUGUCCUACGUGCGAGAUGAUGCCUCACACCUGGUGGUCCUGAAGACAGCCCAGGACCCCGGCAUCUCCCCCAGCCAGAGUUUGUGUGCAGAAAGUUCCCGAGGCCUCACCACAGGCUCCCUGUCGGAGAGCGGAGUGGGGCCUGUGGAGGCAUGCUGCCUGGUGAUCCUGGCCGCGGAGAGCAAGGUUGCCGCGGAAGAGCUGUGCUCCCUGCUUGGCCAGGUCUUCCAGAUCGUGUACACGGAGUCCACCAUCGACUUCCUGGACAGAGCCAUAUUUGAUGGGGCCUCGACACCCACCCACCACCUAUCCCUUCACAGUGAUGACUCUUCCACAAAAGUGGACAUGAAGGAGCCAUAUGAGACGGAAGCCAGCACUUUCUCCUUCCCCGAGUGUGCACAUGCAGGUGGCGUCUCGCCCUUGUCCUUCUGCAUGCAGACAGCACCCCAUGCCAAGACAGUUAGCGAGAGUGAGCUGAGCGCCACGGCUGCCGAGCUUCUGCAGGACUACAUGCUCACGCUGCGCACCAAGCUGUCGUCACAGGAGAUCCAGCAGUUCGCAGCGCUGCUGCACGAGUACCGGGACGGGGCCUCCGUGCACGAGUUCUGCAUCAACCUGCGGCAGCUCUAUGGGGACAGCCGCAAGUUCCUGCUGCUCGGUUUGCGGCCCUUCAUCCCUGAGAAAGACAGCCAGCACUUCGAGAACUUCUUGGAGACCAUUGGGGUGAAGGAUGGCCGUGGGAUCAUCACGGACAGCUUCGGCAGGUACCGCCGGGCCACAAGCUCCACCUCCACCUCCACCUCCAAUGGGAACAGGGCCGCAGGCAGCUCUGACGACCAGUCUGCACCCUCGGAGGGGGAUGAGUGGGACCGCAUGAUCUCGGACAUCAGCAAUGACAUCGAGGCGCUGGGCUGCAGCAUGGACCAGGACUCAGCCUGAUGGCACCCGGGCCCCUGCCAAUUGCCCUCCUGGGCCCCGGACACAGGUGGCUCUACUGUGAAGGAGGCACCCCCAUGCCGGGGCAGAAAGUCAAGCUGCACCCACCUGCAUGCCACCCUGCCUCGGGAGGGGUCCUGUCAGCCAGACCCUGGACAGCUGUCAUUUUGCACACGACGUUUCUAUUGAAACUCUCAGAGACCUUAAAAGAAGUUUACUGCAAUGUGAAUAAUUUA
This is a messenger RNA of Odocoileus virginianus texanus, 3536 nucleotides long. Lineage: Eukaryota; Metazoa; Chordata; Mammalia; Artiodactyla; Cervidae. The record is from RefSeq and is a predicted model, not a curated record.